GGACCUGUUUCAAAUCCAACUGACCUCUAACUUCACAUCAAAGACACCACCAAGUACAAUAUUUCACUGGCUGCAAACCGGUUUGGGCGUUAUUUGAAUGCAGGCCUUCCAUAAAUGAGCCGGCCCAACUGAUUUUGGAGGCUCUGCUCAAUUUCUGUAAUUUCGGGGAAAGGUGGGGAUGGUAUAAAGCAGAAGGGAAGACGCGCUACCUGAACCAGUUCAGUGUUUUCCACUUGAGGUUAUUUCCUGCCUGUGGCCCACCUCGCCCCGCGCUUGUUCAGCCAGAACAUUUAAAGUGCGAAACGAUUUGCAGAAGGGUCUUACUGAGCAGUCUGCGGCCUUGCACAGAGCUGGGAGUCUCGGAGCUACACAAGAUGUUGGGGCUCUCUGUGUUUCGAAGUUCUCAUGUCUUGAAAGCUCGGGGUCUUUUAUCUGCUGUCAGUGCUCGAGCAGCACAUGGACAUGAGAUUGCUAAAAGUGAAGACCUCUCGAUGCCCAUGUACUGUGAUCGGAGAGAUACACCUCUCCCUGAUGUUCCUUAUGUACGGAAGCUGAAUACAGAACAGACAGCCCUGAAAGAAAAAGAAAAAGGGUCUUGGCAGAACCUGACCAAUGAAGAGAAAAUUGCAUUGUAUCGCAUCGCUUUUCAUCAGAGCUACCAUGACAUGGUUCAAUCGAACAACGAAUGGAAGACAGUGCUGGGUGGAGCCUUCAUCUUUAUUGGAUUCACCGGCCUGAUUGUGUGGUGGCAGAAGGCCUUUGUGUACCCUCCCAGGCCACACACCUUAAGUGAGGAAUGGAAGGAAAAGCAGGCCAGAAGAAUGCUGGACAUGCAAAUAAACCCUAUUGAGGGAUUUGCCUCCAAGUGGGACUAUGAGAAGAAUGAAUGGAAGAAGUGAAGUUUGUAUUUAAGCAAGUGCUUGUGUUAUAACACAAUCAGUAACUUUAAAUGGUCUAACCUCCUGUUAAUCCUGAACCUCUGAGUCUCUGAUAACUUGUGAAAUGACCACAAACAUUCAAGGUUGAAAUCAGUUACACAUCUGAACAAAAUGCAAUUUAUAAUAAAGAUUGCUCUUACAACAAA
Molecule: messenger RNA, 1084 nt
Organism: Rhincodon typus (whale shark)
Lineage: Eukaryota; Metazoa; Chordata; Chondrichthyes; Orectolobiformes; Rhincodontidae
Product: cytochrome c oxidase subunit 4 isoform 1, mitochondrial-like
Exons: 5
Coding region: 375-899 (174 amino acids)
Biological process (GO): mitochondrial electron transport, cytochrome c to oxygen
Source: RefSeq, a predicted model, not a curated record